AUCAGUGGAUCUGUUGGCAGUCUUGCGUACUGCAGCUGAGCGCAGAAGGAUUGGCUUUAUUGCACUAGGGGGAACAGUAGGUAUCCAGGAUAUACCAGGCAAGUGGUAAACACAAAGGGAGGGCUAUCUGCUGCUGCUGCCCCAGUCAGUACUUGACUGAGAGAGAGACAGACGGAGAGAGAAAGAGAGAAGAAAUGGAGACAUCCAGCCAGCUACUAAGUCUUAACCAAAAGAAGGAGGAAGAUGUUGGGACUAGCUUGUUUCACUGCCAUAUGAAGCAAAGGAGGCUUUUUAAUCCUCAAGAGGAGAUGAAGUUCCUGUUACACCGGUUGAUAGUCGUCGCCAGCCUCCCCCAGCAACUCGCAGACAGAAAAGACCUGGGAGUACACUACGAAGAACUGAACCAGCGCUUGCAGAGGUAUUACCAAGGAGAUGCUAUCACAGGCCUGCUUUUGCUGUACCCAACCUGCAUGCUUCAUGUCAUUGAGUCCUCCAGCGAGGUUCUUGUGUCUCUGCUGCAGGAUCUGAGGGACAUGCAGGAACGGCCACACUGUGUCCUGAUCGAGGCGCCCAGGGUCCUGGUGAUGUCACAUGACCUUCCCAGCAGGUUGUUCCAGCAGUGGAGCUACAAGGUGCUGAAUGUGCCGGCCAGGGUGGGUGGGAUGCUGAGUAGAGACGGGCCAGAGAGGGAGGAGGAAGAGGACACCGACACACUGGUCAGCACCGCCCUGUCUAUGCUGCUCAAGCUGGGGAAUCACCUCCUCAAAGCCACCAAGGGGUCAAAGAUGCCUCUGGGCUCUUUUCUGGAUGAAGUACCAGAGAUGAUAGUCCCCCAGGAUAUUCUGGUUCAGCUCCUGUCCAGAGGAGACCUUCUGAGCCCCCAGCAGUACCUGCAGGCCUACCACACCCCUCUCCACAUCCUCAUGGACUCUGAGCGUACUUGGCCUCCACCCGUGCAACUUCGAUGUGAAUUCUGACUUCUGAUGUGAUACAACUAGACAUUUGAAUGUGCUUCCUACUCAAUCUGUUUUCAGGGUUCAUAUGCCUGGUUAUUUGUAUGUGUUAUUGAGAACUGCCAUUCAUCUGGACUGUGUGACACAUUCAACUCUAAAUAAUUGUCCUUGCUCCACAAAUGGAUACUACAUAACAAGAUACAUUGUUUGGUACUGUAGUGUUAAAAUACACAGGGACUGCAGGGUAGGUUUGGUUGUAUAUUGCAAAUAUUUCAUAAAUAUUUUACUGGAUGUGAA
Messenger RNA from Oncorhynchus nerka (sockeye salmon), 1250 nucleotides. RefSeq names its product testis expressed 47 (gene tex47). Gene Ontology annotation, molecular function: FAD binding; blue light photoreceptor activity. The coding region runs from base 195 to 977 and encodes 260 amino acids. The record is from RefSeq and is a predicted model, not a curated record. The transcript is spliced from 7 exons. Lineage: Eukaryota; Metazoa; Chordata; Actinopteri; Salmoniformes; Salmonidae.